Molecule: messenger RNA, 435 nt
Organism: Cooperia oncophora
Lineage: Eukaryota; Metazoa; Nematoda; Chromadorea; Rhabditida; Trichostrongylidae
Source: the annotation of a GenBank genome assembly
AUGAUUGAGUCUGACUACGCUCCAGUCGCAUUGCCUACAGAACCCUAUCACGAACGUAUACUCAGAGCUGUCAAACAUCAAAUCGAUCAUGGGAAAAAUAAAAUUGCAUUUAUCAAUGGAGAGAAGUCAGGCGAGCCGGUCACUUUCAAACAGGUGUACGAUAGUGCACACGCAAUCGCAGCAUUUCUUUACUCCCAAGGAUUUGAGAAGAAUGUUGCUUGUGCUGUGAUUCCGAAUCUGUGGCACUACUCAGCGUUCUUCCUCGGAGUUGCCAUGAGAGGAGGUGCUGUCUCUGGAGCCUCCGCAUUGUUCACCGACUUUGAGCUACAGCGGCAGUUCAUCGAUUCUGGUGCCAAAGUUGUGCUGACUUCUGAGCAUUAUCUCGACAAGGUGCUCAAGGCAGUCAAGGGAAGUCCCAAUGUCAAGGAGAAGUGA